GAGAAAUGGGGAAGUGCAAGCCCUGUUGAUAGGCUUCAGAGAGAACAAGAGAACAACAAAUGUUUUGAAGAGCACAGGCAAGCAAGAUAUAGAAGAAAGAGCCAGAAGAAACCAGAAAGAUACCGAGUGACCAAAAAGGGAGCAGCUGAGAACAGGCAAGGAACCAGGUUCUACUUUUUGUGGGGUGGGAAAUCAAAGAUUCUGGCCUGCAUGGCCUCACCAGGUGCCAGAGGGGAGCGCAAGCCCCUCUUAGGACAGGAGGAGACCCUAGACCGGCCCACUGUGUCCCCCUUUGAGGGCAGAAAGGCUGCCUGUGCAGCUGUGUUGCUGGUGGAGAUUCUGGAACGAGCAGCCUUCUUUGGCAUCGUCUCCAACCUGGUCCUCUACCUGAACAGCAGCAUCUUCAACUGGGGUGGAUCCCAGGCUUCGCGGGCAGCCCUCCUCUUCCUGGGGGCUUCCUACCUGCUUUCACCCAUUGGAGGAUGGCUUGCCGAUGCUUACUUAGGCCGCUAUUGGACUAUCGCCUUGAGCUUCUUGCUCUACCUGCUGACCGCUUGCCUGCUGCCUGCUGUGGCCUCCCAGGAUGGACGGCUAUGGCUGUGCGGAGAGAUGCCAGCCUUCCCAGUGCAGCCCUCAUGCCAAAAGGGGAGUAAAGAGUGCAAGCAGCAACUGCCAAGUCAAUACUGUGCCCCCAUCAUGUACACAGGUCUACUGCUCCUUGCCCUGGGCAUCAGUUCAGUCAAAGCUAACCUCACACCCUUUGGUGCAGAUCAGGUGACAGACCGUGGUCGGGAUGCUACGCGACGUUUCUUCAACUGGUUUUACUGGAGCAUUAACAUUGGGGCUGUGAUCUCCUUGCUUGUAGUUGCUUUUAUCCAGCAAAAUGUGGACUUCCUUACUGGCUAUGCCAUUCCUGCUAUCUGUCUGGCCUUGGCCCUCUUAGUUUUUCUCAUAGCUGCCCCCAUCUUUGUCACCAAGCCGGCUGCUGGUAGCCAAGUCUCAACCAUGUUCCAGUGGGCCCUCCAGAACAGCUGCUGUGGUCAAGCACUUCAGAAGAUGGCCGUGAAGAAAAGAACAGGCAUUCUCCAGUCAGAAGCUGAUGGCACUGGCCCACUUUCAGAUACAACAAGACACCAGCGUGCUGGCCCAUCCCAAGAAGAUGUCUCCAAUUUCCAAGUCACGGCAAAAAUCUUUCCUGUGCUGCUUACUCUCAUCCCAUACUGGAUGGUCUACUUCCAGAUGCAGUCAACCUACUACCUGCAGGGCCUGCACCUCUUCAUCCCCAGCAUCUUUCAGAACAGUUAUUUGAACAACAGUGCACUUUCAGCAGCUGUAGAUGGUGGCUACACGCUCCCAGAUGCUUGGCUCCUUCUAGCUAAUGUGGUGGUUCUGCUGAUUCUGGUUCCUUUAAAAGACCGGGUCAUAGACCCAUUCCUUGCAAAAAGGAAGCUGUUGCCUUCAGCAUUAAAGAGGAUGGCUGUGGGCAUGUUCUUUGGCCUUGGCUCAGUUAUUUUAGCAGGUUUGCUGGAGACUAAACGCCUGCAGUACGUAAACAACAAUCAGACCAUCUCGCAGCGGAUUGGGAAGGAUGACUACAUUGCAGCCCCACUCUCCAUCUGGUGGCAAGUCCCUCAGUACCUGCUCAUUGGAAUCAGUGAAAUUUUUGCCAGUAUCCCAGGGCUGGAGUUUGCUUACUCUGAAUCACCAAAAUCUAUGCAAGGAGCCAUCAUGGGCCUGUUCUUCUUCAUUUCUGGAGUGGGAUCACUUUUAGGAUCUGGCCUCCUGACUUUGCUCUCACUACCAGCCACUGGCUGGAUGCACUGCCCAGAGGAUUAUGGGAACAUUAACAAAUGCCGGAUGGAUUAUUACUUCUUCCUGCUGGCUGGGAUUCAGACAGUAACCUGCAUCCUCUUUAUCUGGAUCUCCUUCCGCUAUGAGCGUCAGCAGCGACCUCCCUGUCUCCAUUGCACUGGCCGUGAGAGCAAAUUGACAUCAUAGCUCUGGGCAACUAGGGCACUGCAACUUCUGCUUUGUCGAUAGGCACCUUCACUUCCUUAUAAAAUAUAAAAAAAGACCAUUUUUUAUAUUUAUAUUUGGUAGUACAGAGCCAGUGGCUCUGAAAUUCCUCCACAGACAGAACGAUUGGUGUAGAUGGCACCUUGUAUACUGACCUGAAG
Sceloporus undulatus (fence lizard) is the source of this 2177-nucleotide messenger RNA. It is a transcript of the gene SLC15A3, whose product is annotated as solute carrier family 15 member 3. The transcript has 9 exons. Bases 211 to 1998 code for a protein of 595 amino acids. NCBI's taxonomy places the organism in Eukaryota, Metazoa, Chordata, Lepidosauria, Squamata, Phrynosomatidae. Gene Ontology annotation, biological process: transmembrane transport. Gene Ontology annotation, molecular function: transmembrane transporter activity. The record is from RefSeq and is a predicted model, not a curated record. Gene Ontology annotation, cellular component: lysosomal membrane.